Molecule: messenger RNA, 561 nt
Organism: Cadophora gregata
Lineage: Eukaryota; Fungi; Ascomycota; Leotiomycetes; Helotiales; Ploettnerulaceae
Exons: 3
Coding region: 1-561 (186 amino acids)
Cellular component (GO): membrane; cytoplasm
Source: RefSeq, a predicted model, not a curated record
AUGUCGGAUCCUCUCAUCACAGCAACGACACAAGCUGUCGUCCUUGGAUCGCUGUCCAACGUCCUCGCUCAAGCUUUCUCGGCAUAUGAAUCACAGAAGCUCUUCAGUUUCGAUGUGGUCGAUAUACUCCGCUGUGCAGUUCUCGGAGCGGUUGUGACCCCACCAAAUUUCUUAUGGCAGAACUUUCUCGAGAGAAAAUUCCCCUCCAAGAAGGAAAUCCCAAAAGAGUUGACGAAGAAACAUGAUACGACUGAAAGCAGCGAAGUUCGGCUAAGCAAAUCGAAUACCGUCGCAAAGUUCUUUCUUGACCAAACAAUCGGUUGCUGGAUCAAUACACUGGUGUUCCUCCUGCUAUUUGGCUUCUUGAAGGGUAAAGGGGCGUUGGAGAUUGAGAAUGAGGUGAAGACAGGUUUUUGGUCCAUGGUUCUGUCCUCGUAUCGAUUCUGGCCUCUGGUGACAUUGACAAACCUGAUCCUGGUCCCUCCGAGUCAACGCAUUUUGGUUGGAAAUUUGGCUGGCCUGGUGUGGGGUAUCUUUGUGAACCUGGUAAUGGUGGGGUGA